UAAAAUGUGGCCAGCCCCGAGCCUGGGGACUCCGGGCUCCAGCCGCGGCCUGGUCGGGGUGCCCCUCUUCGUAGCCCGUGGAGGAGCUGUGGGUGCUGAGGGCCCCCCCGAGCUGCUCAGGGGGCACGGAACCGGUGGCCGCUGUGGAAAGCAGGACCACUUGCCUUUUGGUUCUCUCUUCUUCCCCCGUAACGUUAGAAUAAGCGUAUUUGUGUUUCAGGGUGAAGGUCAGGUAAUUAAUUCACCUUGAAAAUGAAGCUGCUCUAAGUGCUAAGUGUUCUCUUCCUCAGCCUCGUCACCCGUGGCUUUAUAAUUUCCUCUGGACCUUCUCUCGUUUAAAUGAUACAGAUACAAAUGUAUUGGGAACAACGUUAAACCAGGCAUUGUGUAAAAAUAGCAGAGUCCCUGAGAGGUCUGCAUCGUGAUUUCGGUUUGAGGAGCAUUCGGAAAUCACCACGGCAGAACGAGCAGGAGUAAGGGUGUGCCUGCUGCUGCUGGAGGUUGCUUUGGCUGGGGAGCCAGGCUGGGAAGCAGAGCCUGAGGUUGGGCUGGAAUCUGCUGUGCAGCUCUGGGCCGGUGGCUGUGAUGUCUGGCGUUCCCGCACCAGAUAAGGCAGAGGCGGCGAGCACUUGAGCGAAAACGGAGCGUUGCAGGCACCAGAUCGGCUCGCAGGUUUUCGGUUUUCUGAGUCCCUGAGACACACAUGCAGGAUGCUCGAGAGAGAUUUUCUCAGUCCUUCUCCAAAUAAUGCUCGGCUGAUGAGCACGUGCCCCUCUUCAUCGUGCUGUUUUUGAUGCAGGGCUUGUGUUUUGCAGACAAUGAGUGGAAAUGAGCACGACUGGCUGGCUCUCAAACCCCAGGAACCUUCCCCAUCCCAGUGCUGUGGCAGCGGCUGCAAACCCUGCAUCUAUGAUGUGUAUGAGAAGGAGCUUGCACAAUGGGAGAGGGCCAAAGCAAAGCAAGACAAAAGCCUCCUCAUGGAAAAGAAGGAGCAGAGCAAUAAUUCAGAACUGAAUCCAGAUACAUUUACUGCAUUCAACAUAAGCUCGGUGGAGCAGCUAACAGAGGACACCUACCAGUACAAAUUUGAAUUACCGGGAAAUAGCAGUCUGCGGUUGAGUUUAGGACAACAUAUCGUGUUAAGAGGAGUGGUGAAUGGUUUGGAGGUCCAGCGAGCCUAUACUCCGAUUAGCCGAGGGAAUGCAGAAGGCUACUUUGAAGUUUUAAUGAAAUGCUAUGAAGCUGGGCUAAUGUCACAAUACGUAAAAACGUGGAAAAAAGGAGACAUGGUCUUUUGGCGUGGGCCGUUUGGAGGGUUCCCAUAUCAACCUAAUAAGCAUGGAGAACUCCUCAUGCUGGCGUCUGGUACCGGCCUUGCACCAAUGCUUCCCAUCCUCCAGUCCAUAACAGAUGAUGAAGAGGAUGAAACUUUUGUAACUCUUGUUGGCUGCUUCCGUACCUUUGACAAAAUUUAUUUGAAACCUCUUCUCCAGGAACUGGCUCGAUACUGGAACGUCAGAAUAUUUUACGUCCUAAGCCAGGAAACUUCACUGGAAAAACUUCCUUGGAGCUAUCAGGAAAACACGUACACUGGUCGUCUCAAUGAAGACUUGAUGAAGACAAUAAUAAAUUCCUGUCGAAGAAGGCCAUUUGUAUUGAUCUGUGGCUCUUCUGCAUUCAAUGAAGAUAUGAGAAGAUACUUGAAAGCUGCAGGAAUCGAAGAAAAUUCCUGUUUUGUCUUUUAGCAGGAUAUUCCUGACCUAAGGAACUUUAGGCCAGGCCUUGGACCUCCUUGUUUCUCUGCAGACGUUGCUCAAAUUCAGUCAUCUCAAUCGACUGAGUUCCUUGUGCAUGUACUUUCAUAGGCCUUUGGAUCAAAUAUUUGUCUCCAGUAUGAUUCUCACUCUUGAGUGUUUUAAGGAGCAGGUGCCAUUCCAGAGUGGCUGCUAUGUGGUGUGCCACCCACACCUCGCAGAACAGCAUGGUAAUUUUAAUGGAAGUCUUCAAGUGCAAUUUUAAGAGAGAGAUCACCUAGGGGUACUAAAAAGCAUCCAAGUACGCAGCUCUGCUGUAAUAUGAAGACCAGUGAUUUGCUUUGCAAUCCCUGUUAGUCUGCAGUGGUAUUGUGCCCUGUUGGGAGAGACUUAGUCCUUACGGAGAAGACUGCCUGGCCAAGGGAGCAGCAGAGCACUGGCCCAGCACUCUGGAGUCGAUAGAGUUCAUUUCGGUUGUGUCAUUAUCUUGCUGGGUGAUACCAGGCAAGUCCCUUCAACCUCUCUGUGCCUCAGUUGCCCCGUUAUACACUAAUACAGAGAAGGCAGUGCUGAUCUUCUCCGAAAAGAGCCUUUCCAAUCAUAUACAGAAAAACUAUACAUAAGGAUGGAAUUAUACGUGAUGCCCAUUGAGGUCUUAGGCAGGCUGUCCUCCUGCCCUAGCACAGCCUGCAUUAUCUACCCUGGUCCUUAACCCUUGUAAUGCUGCCUGGGGAGAGAAAGAGUAUGUCCUAAAACUGAGAGAAAGCAUCCGGGUUGUAGCUGCUAUCUGUUGAGGAGGAUGGUUGUUUGCUUUCCAUGUCCCCUAAGUGUUGUGUAAUAGCCGUGGUUCAUUAAAUUGAAGCUCUUUUCAAAUAAACAGCUGCUGCUUUUUGUCAAAGGACUCUCUCAGGUGCCCAGGGGCAUGCCCUAAGCAUACAAGAACACCACCUGAGGGGUGAAAGCUUCACGGGGCUUUGCUGGGGUGCUCUCCUGUGGGGCAGGAGGCAGAGCCAAGGGCCUGCCCCGGGGGCUGGCAGCCCUGCAGCUGUGCUGGUACGGCACCCAGCCAGGGCACCCCAGCCCCUUCCUCCUCUUUCAGUCCACAAUGCUGCUGCCUUUCCUCUGAGAUAUCUGCUGUCCACUCUUUUACCUUCUUAGACCACUGUGUUUACUAACCACACCUGGAAAUACAGCCUUUCUGCACA
This is a messenger RNA of Harpia harpyja (harpy eagle), 2959 nucleotides long. It is a transcript of the gene CYB5R5, whose product is annotated as NADH-cytochrome b5 reductase-like. Bases 819 to 1745 code for a protein of 308 amino acids. The transcript has 7 exons. Gene Ontology annotation, molecular function: oxidoreductase activity. NCBI's taxonomy places the organism in Eukaryota, Metazoa, Chordata, Aves, Accipitriformes, Accipitridae. The record is from RefSeq and is a predicted model, not a curated record.